AUGGCUGAGCGCGAAGGCUCGCCCGUGUCCACAUCAUCUAUGCUGUCGACCAACGCGCCUGAUCACGCCGCCGUCCGCGCCACGUCGAGCGCGUCGCCGCCCAUCUCGACACCGCCCACAAGCCUCGACGACGGCGCCAGCGUCAUGUCGGAGAUCACAAAGCUGGAGCAGACAACCGAGGUGUACGAAGAUGCCUCGGUCAGCCCAGCGCCCGACGCGCAGGCGGGCUCGCCGCUUCACGCGCACGACACGCCCAACAGCGAGAGCCGCCGGCCGUCUCGCAGUUCGCGCAAAUCGGUCGUCACGUACAACGUGCAGAUCCUCGCCGGCACCGCGAUCCACACACCCACCAAGUACCUCGAGAAGCACCACACCAACGUCCUGCACGGCUCCCUCGAAGCACUGGCUCCUCGGAGCAACGACACGCCUGUGAAGAAGAGGACUCCCAGAGCCAGGGCCAGCGCCAACGGAGCAAUUGACUCGGCCGAGGACCAGCUGGCCACCGAGGCCGCUCAGGCUGUCCGUCGCCGCGUCUCGUCCCGUGGCACCGACCUUCGCAAGGAGGCUUUGCGCAACCUGACCGGGGUUGGCGAGGCCGUGGCCACUUCCUUUGCCGGGGGCAAGUCUCUGGUCCAGAAAGCUCUCCGUAGGAGUGCGUCGGACUCCAACCUCAAGUCUGCGACGUCCUCUGCCAGCCCUGCAUCAUCGAGACGACCACGCACUGCGACAGACACCCCCGAAGACGACGACACAGACGCCACUUCGGAGCAGAAAGAAUACCUGAAACCGAAAACCAAAGCUUGGCUGAAGCAGGGCCUGUACGUUGGUCAAUAUCGCGACUUCGAUGCUCGCUUGUCAGAAACACAGAAUCGUGCGAAGAGGGCCAAGAAGCAAAAACACCCCGAGGCGCUUCCUCUCCCUAUGUUCGCUGGCGGCCGCAUGCUUGAGGAAGACCCUCAACACGUGCACCGACACUUCAAGCUCCCUUUCGACACGUACAAUCCAUUGCCCAGAAAGGUCAAAGUAGAUGGAUGGGUCAAGCUUUCCAAGAAUCGGUUCAUCGGCGACGCCUCCGCAUUGUGGAAACACGAUAAGCAGGAUUCAUCUCAGUGCUACUGUGACCCCGAAGAUGGAUGUGGAGAGGCCUGUCACAACCGCAUCAUGGCCUAUGAAUGCGAUAGCAACAACUGCAGGCUCACAUCGGAAGAAUGCGGGAAUCGCCCAUUUGCAGAGCUCAAGCGCCGAGGCAAAGGAAACGGCUACGAUUAUGGUGUUGAAGUCAUGGAGACCGAGGGCCGCGGAUAUGGCGUUCGAGCAAUGAGGAUUUUCAAACCCCAUCAGAUCAUUGUCGAAUAUGCUGGUGAGAUCAUCACCCAAUCUGAGUGCGAGCGGCGCAUGAAGCAGGUCUACAAGAAAGACAAGUGCUACUACCUCAUGAGUUUCGACAACAAGAUGAUCAUUGAUGCCACUCGAGGAACCAUCGCGCGGUUUGUGAACCACUCCUGCGAGCCUAAUUGUGAGAUGAUCAAGUGGACGGUUGGCGGAGAGCCACGAAUGGCACUGUUCGCCGGUUCUCGCGGCGUUAUGACGGGCGAGGAAUUGACGUACGAUUACAACUUCGACCCGUUUUCACAAAAGAACAUACAAGAAUGUCGCUGCGGCACCGAAUCGUGUCGUGGUGUUCUCGGUCCCAAGCCAAAGAAACCCGUAGAGGAGAGAUCCAUUACUUCUGCCUUGAUUGCCGGGACAAAGCGCAAACUCCAGGACUUCCUUGGUUCCGGUCGCGCAAGGUCAGAAAACAAUGCCGACUCACCCAAGAAGCGGAAGGUCCACAUUGGUAAUGCAACAACCACGAAAUUCAAGAACUCGCAUGCUGCAACGAGAGCCGCGCGCGAACAGGCAGAAGUGGAGGCAGUGGAACACUCUAGGCAGAUCGCAUCUCGCGAGAACCGUGCCAUGAAGCGGUCUUCCUCUUUGAAGGUCUCGAAACGAUUACGUCCCACUGUAGUGAGGCGCACAGUUCAGGGCACGCUCAAAUCGACUAGGACCACGACCGUCAGCCUGCAACGGAAGGUAGUAAAACCUGGCGCGCUGAAAGCUGUCAGCAAGUCUGUACGCACGCAUGUUGCUCCGCGACGUGCUAGUGUAGCGACAAACGGAGGGCGAGGCCUAGCAGCGUCGAAGAGACCUAGCACACCAGAGUCGGAUUCUGACCUUGAAGACGAUGACUCCGACGAAGACACAUCCCCUAAUAUCACGCCAGCAUCGUUACGCAGUGCGUCCAAGGAUGAUCAGAUCCGCUCGACAGAAUCCAGCCCCGCCACCUCGUAG
Messenger RNA from Didymella exigua CBS 183.55, 2331 nucleotides. RefSeq names its product SET domain-containing protein. The coding region runs from base 1 to 2331 and encodes 776 amino acids. Gene Ontology annotation, molecular function: histone H3K36 methyltransferase activity; protein binding. NCBI's taxonomy places the organism in Eukaryota, Fungi, Ascomycota, Dothideomycetes, Pleosporales, Didymellaceae. Gene Ontology annotation, biological process: regulation of DNA-templated transcription. The transcript has 5 exons. Gene Ontology annotation, cellular component: chromatin; nucleus. The record is from RefSeq and is a predicted model, not a curated record.